AUGUUGGAAGUAACACAACUUGACGACGACGGAGUGGGAAUGCCUCCAUCUGAAAUUCUGGAAACCGAAUUGGCACAAUUAUGGGCUAUGCAGCUUAAUAGCACAUAUGCUGAAGAUGACGGGCCACAAGACGCAUUGCCUUCCCUUACUUCUAACGAACCUUUCUCGGGGUCACGUCUUGAUAGUGUAUCUGCUGAAGAUGCCAAUACUCAGGCAAUGUCAGAUAGACUGCCAGCCCUGAAACCAGAAGAAGAGUUUCCAAGUUCACAGCUUUCGAUACAUGACGAGGGAGACUGCCAUGUCCCAGAACGAUUAAUGGCAGAACGCGAAACACCUCUAGGCCUCCAAUACCUUAUUCAGUGGGAAGACUGUCCUGAAGAAAAGGACUGGACCUGGGAGCCUCAAGAUGUCAUCCUCCAAGACGCACCAGAUAUGUUAAUGGCUUGGAUGACGAGAGAUGUUGGCUUGGAAAGUGAGGCUAAUGCGGAAAAUGUAGCUAAUGUAUAUGUGCCUAAGAAGAUUUUGAGCAAGCGGAAACUCAAAGGCGCCACACACUAUUUGGUUCAGUGGGAGGGAUACCCAAAGAAGGAGGACUGGACUUGGGAGCCGUGUGAAAGAUUCAAUGUUGACGCUCCGCUGCUUGUGGAGAAUUUUGAGAAGGGGAAGAUGAAGAAGAAGAGACGGUAG
Molecule: messenger RNA, 687 nt
Organism: Mollisia scopiformis
Lineage: Eukaryota; Fungi; Ascomycota; Leotiomycetes; Helotiales; Mollisiaceae
Exons: 1
Coding region: 1-687 (228 amino acids)
Biological process (GO): chromatin organization; negative regulation of transcription by RNA polymerase II
Cellular component (GO): pericentric heterochromatin
Molecular function (GO): chromatin binding
Source: RefSeq, a predicted model, not a curated record